AUGGUCCCUGAAGGGGCUCAGAAGAGGAACAGGAAGGAGGAUCAAGCCGGCCAACACCCUGAAGUGAGGAGGGCUCAGAAGAGGAACAGGAAGGAGGAUCAAGCCGGCCAACACCCUGAAGUGAGGAGGGCUCAGAAGAGGAACAGGAAGGAGGAUCAAGCCGGCCAACACCCUGAAGUGAGGAGGGCUCAGAAGAGGAACAGGAAGGAGGAUCAAGCCGGCCAACACCCUGAAGUGAGGAGGGCUCAGAAGAGGAACAGGAAGGAGGAUCAAGCCGGCCAACACCCUGAAGUGAGGAGGGCUCAGAAGAGGAACAGGAAGGAGGAUCAAGCCGGCCAACACCCUGAAGUGAGGAGGGCUCAGAAGAGGAACAGGAAGGAGGAUCAAGCCGGCCAACACCCUGAAGUGAGGAGGGCUCAGAAGAGGAACAGGAAGGAGGAUCAAGCCGGCCAACACCCUGAAGUGAGGAGGGCUCAGAAGAGGAACAGGAAGGAGGAUCAAGCCGGACAACACCCUGAAGUGAGGAGGGCUCAGAAGAGGAACAGGAAGGAGGAUCAAGCCGGCCAACACCCUGAAGUGAAGAGGGCUCAGAAGAGGAACAGGAAGGAGGAUCAAGCCGGCCAACACCCUGAAGUGAGGAGGGCUCAGAAGAGGAACAGGAAGGAGGAUCAAGCCGGCCAACACCCUGAAGUGAGGAGGGCUCAGAAGAGGAACAGGAAGGAGGAUCAAGCCGGCCAACACCCUGAAGUGAGGAGGGCUCAGAAGAGGAACAGGAAGGAGGAUCAAGCCGGCCAACACCCUGAAGUGAGGAGGGCUCAGAAGAGGAACAGGAAGGAGGAUCAAGCCGGCCAACACCCUGAAGUGAGGAGGGCUCAGAAGAGGAACAGGAAGGAGGAUCAAGCCGGCCAACACCCUGAAGUGAAGAGGGCUCAGAAGAGGAACAGGAAGGAGGAUCAAGCCGGCCAACACCCUGAAGUGAGGAGGGCUCAGAAGAGGAACAGGAAGGAGGAUCAAGCCGGCCAACACCCUGAAGUGAGGAGGGCUCAGAAGAGGAACAGGAAGGAGGAUCAAGCCGGCCAACACCCUGAAGUGAGGAGGGCUCAGAAGAGGAACAGGAAGGAGGAUCAAGCCGGCCAACACCCUGAAGUGAGGAGGGCUCAGAAGAGGAACAGGAAGGAGGAUCAAGCCGGCCAACACCCUGAAGUGAAGAGGGCUCAGAAGAGGAACAGGAAGGAGGAUCAAGCCGGCCAACACCCUGAAGUGAGGAGGGCUCAGAAGAGGAACAGGAAGGAGGAUCAAGCCGGCCAACACCCUGAAGUGAGGAGGGCUCAGAAGAGGAACAGGAAGGAGGAUCAAGCCGGCCAACACCCUGAAGUGAGGAGGGCUCAGAAGAGGAACAGGAAGGAGGAUCAAGCCGGCCAACACCCUGAAGUGAGGAGGGCUCAGAAGAGGAACAGGAAGGAGGAUCAAGCCGGCCAACACCCUGAAGUGAGGAGGGCUCAAAAGAGGAACAGGAAGGAGGAUCAAGCCGGCCAACACCCUGAAGUGAGGAGGGCUCAAAAGAGGAACAGGAAGGAGGAUCAAGCCGGCCAACACCCUGAAGUGAGGAGGGCUCAGAAGAGGAACAGGAAGGAGGAUCAAGCCGGCCAACACCCUGAAGUGAGGAGGGCUCAGAAGAGGAACAGGAAGGAGGAUCAAGCCGACCAACACCCUGAAGUGAGGAGGGCUCAGAAGAGGAACAGGAAGGAGGAUCAAGCCGGCCAACACCCUGAAGUGAGGAGGGCUCAGAAGAGGAACAGGAAGGAGGAUCAAGCCGGCCAACACUCUGAAGUGAGGAGGGCUCAGAAGAGGAACAGGAAGGAGGAUCAAGCCGGCCAACACCCUGAAGUGAGGAGGGCUCAGAAGAGGAACAGGAAGGAUGAUCAAGCCGGCCAACACUCUGAAGUGAGGAGGGCUCAGAAGAGGAACAGGAAGGAGGAUCAAGCCGGCCAACACCCUGAAGUGAGGAGGGCUCAGAAGAGGAACAGGAAGGAGGAUCAAGCCGGCCAACACCCUGAAGUGAGGAGGGCUCAGAAGAGGAACAGGAAGGAGGAUCAAGCCGGCCAACACCCUGAAGUGAGGAGGGCUCAAAAGAGGAACAGGAAGGAGGAUCAAGCCGGCCAACACCCUGAAGUGAGGAGGGCUCAGAAGAGGAACAGGAAGGAGGAUCAAGCCGGCCAACACCCUGAAGUGAGGAGGGCUCAGAGGAGGAACAGGAAGGAGGAUCAAGCCGGCCAACACCCUGAAGUGAGGAGGGCUCAGAAGAGGAACAGGAAGGAGGAUCAAGCCGGCCAACACCCUGAAGUGAGGAGGGCUCAGAAGAGGAACAGGAAGGAGGAUCAAGCCGGCCAACACCCUGAAGUGAGGAGGGCUCAAAAGAGGAACAGGAAGGAGGAUCAAGCCGGCCAACACCCUGAAGUGAGGAGGGCUCAGAAGAGGAACAGGAAGGAGGAUCAAGCCGGCCAACACCCUGAAGUGAGGAGGGCUCAGAAGAGGAACAGGAAGGAGGAUCAAGCCGGCCAACACCCUGAAGUGAGGAGGGCUCAAAAGAGGAACAGGAAGGAGGAUCAAGCCGGCCAACACCCUGAAGUGAGGAGGGCUCAGAAGAGGAACAGGAAGGAGGAUCAAGCCGGCCAACACCCUGAAGUGAGGAGGGCUCAGAAGAGGAACAGGAAGGAGGAUCAAGCCGGCCAACACCCUGAAGCAGAAGAUGAGGCAGACCUCAAUCCCAUGGAUAAUACCAUCAUGCUACAACAAGCCUUGGGAGAAUAA
Molecule: messenger RNA, 2811 nt
Organism: Saccostrea echinata
Lineage: Eukaryota; Metazoa; Mollusca; Bivalvia; Ostreida; Ostreidae
Product: triadin-like
Exons: 50
Coding region: 1-2811 (936 amino acids)
Source: RefSeq, a predicted model, not a curated record